UCAAAAUGUUAUUAUUAUUAAAACACAAAAAUAAAACACGGUGGUGGACUCAUCUUCUUUUCCUUGUUUACUGGCAGUGUACUUUCUUCUUCUUCAUUUCAUUUGUUUCUUCCCCUAGAUCCUUGGCCGGACUCCUCGCUCUUCCAUUUUUCCAAGCAAGAGAAGCGGAGCGGUCGAACCCGAAGCUUGCAGUUGGGCUUGAACCGGAGGGGGAGAGGAAGGAACCGGAUUGGGAGGUGUCAGGCUUGGGAUCGCAGGCGAGGUUGAAGGCAGGACUGCUUGUUAGGUAUGCGUUGCCUAUGCUUCUUUGCCUUCUCUAUAUAGAAGCUGGUAAAUACAGCUAGAACUUGGGUUCUGUUCAAAAGAAUAUUGUUCAGAGAUGGGGCGUCUAAAGCUGCAAACUGGCAUCAAGGCAAUUGAGGAAGAACCCGAGGACUGUGAGGCAGCCAAUUCAAAUAAAGCUACGUUGGCAUGCAUCAUCAAUUCAGAAAUAGGUUCGGUAUUAGCGGUUAUGAGGAGGAAUGUAAGAUGGGGCAGUCGUUAUAUAUCCGGUGAUGAUCAGCUGGAACACUCUUUAAUCCAGUCUUUAAAGGCAUUGCGCAAGCAAAUUUUUUCAUGGCAGCAUCAGUGGCAUACCAUUAAUCCUGUUGUGUAUCUCCAGCCAUUUUUGGAUGUGAUUAGAUCUGAUGAAACUGGUGCACCAAUCACUGGUGCUGCUUUGUCAUCUGUUUAUAAUAUCUUAACACUUGAUGUGAUUGAUCAAAAUUCCGUAAAUGUUGAAGAUGCCAUGAACUUGUUAGUUGAUGCCAUCACUAGUUGUCGAUUUGAGGUCACCGAUCCUGCAUCAGAGGAAGUGGUACUGAUGAAACUACAGGUUCUUCUGGCUUGCAUGAAGAGUAAAGCAUCUGUUAUGUUGAGUAACCAGCAUGUUUGCACUAUAGUGAAUACGUGCUUUCGUAUCGUUCAUCAAGCAGGAACAAAAGGCGAGUUGUUGCAACGAAUAGCUCGCCACACAAUGCAUGAACUUGUUAGAUGUAUUUUCUCACACCUUCCUGAUGUUCACGACACUGAACGUGCACUGUUAAAUGGAAGUACUACAAGAAAACAAGAGAUUGCUGGGCUAAAUAAUGAGUAUGCUUUUGGGAGUAGACAAUUGGAGAAUGGCAAUUUGAGUUCUGGGUAUGAUGGUCAACCAUUAUCCACAAGUCCUCCCUCAAAUGCUUCUUCAGGCCUGGUAGCACCUGGGAUUGAUGAAAGUGUACUCACGGUUUCUACUGAGAAGGAGGCUGUUCAAUAUGAUUUGCAUAUCAUGACUGAGCCAUAUGGGGUACCCUGCAUGGUGGAAAUAUUUCACUUUCUGUGCUCUUUGUUAAAUGUUUCUGAGCAUAUGGGGGUGGGACCCAGAUCUAGUACCAUAACAUUUGAUGAAGAUGUGCCUCUUUUUGCCUUGGUUAUGAUUAAUUCAGCUAUAGAGUUGGGUGGAUCCCACAUUCAGAAUCAUCCCAAGUUAUUGAGUUUAGUUCAGGAUGAAUUGUUUCGAAAUCUUAUGCAGUUUGGUUUGUCAACGAGUCCACUUAUUCUUUCAAUGGUAUGCAGCAUUGUUCUUAAUUUAUACCACCAUUUGCGCACUGAACUUAAACUACAGCUUGAGGCCUUCUUUUCUUGUGUGAUUUUGAGGCUUGCACAAAGUAAAUAUGGAGCUUCUUAUCAGCAGCAGGAGGUUGCUAUGGAGGUUCUUGUUGACUUCUGCAGGCAGAAAAAAUUCAUGGUGGAGAUGUACGCUAACUUAGAUUGUGACAUAACAUGCAGCAAUGUCUUUGAAGAACUUGCUAAUCUGUUGUCAAAGAGUGCAUUCCCUGUCAAUUGCCCUUUGUCUUCAAUUCACAUUCUUGCUUUGGAUGGCCUUAUUGCUGUUAUUCAAGGAAUGGCCGAAAGGGUGGGGAAUGGAUCAGUUUCUGCACAUACGCCAGUGAAUCUUGAAGAGUAUACUCCAUUCUGGAUGGUGAAGUGUGACAACUACAGUGAUCCUAGUAAUUGGGUUCCAUUUGUUCGCCGGAGGAAGUACAUAAAGAGAAGGUUAAUGAUUGGAGCUGAUCAUUUUAACCGUGACCCAAAGAAAGGACUGGAGUUCCUCCAAGGAACAUAUCUGUUGCCUGACAAACUUGAUCCACAAAGUGUGGCCUGCUUUUUCAGGUACACUGCUGGGUUGGACAAGAAUCUAGUUGGGGAUUUCUUGGGAAAUCAUGACGAGUUUUGUGUUCAGGUUCUUCAUAAAUUUGCCGGUACCUUUGAUUUCGCAGAUAUGAACUUGGAUACUGCACUCCGACUGUUUUUGGAGACAUUUCGAUUGCCUGGAGAAUCACAAAAGAUACAAAGGGUGCUUGAAGCAUUCUCAGAGAGAUAUUAUGAGCAAUCACCACUAAUUCUAGCUAACAAGGAUGCUGCGCUUUUGCUGUCAUAUUCACUCAUAAUGCUCAACACAGAUCAACACAAUGUUCAGGUAAAGAAGAAAAUGACGGAGGAGGAUUUCAUUCGGAAUAAUCGGCACAUCAAUGGAGGCAGUGAUCUUCCUCGAGAAUUUCUGACAGAGCUUUACCACUCAAUAUGCAAGAAUGAGAUCCGAACAACUCCAGAACAAGGUGCUGGUUAUCCUGAAAUGACCCCAAGCCGGUGGAUUGAUUUAAUGCACAAAUCUAAGAAGAACGCUCCAUUUAUCAUGUCUGAUUCCAGAGCCUACCUAGACCACGAUAUGUUUGCUAUAAUGUCGGGCCCUACAAUUGCUGCUAUCUCUGUGGUAUUUGAUCAUGCAGAACAUGAAGAGAUUUACCAAACUUGCAUAGAUGGAUUUUUAGCCGUUGCAAAGAUAUCAGCAUGCCAUCAUCUUGAAGAUGUCCUGGAUGAUCUGGUUGUAUCUCUCUGUAAGUUUACCACCCUUUUAAACCCAUCAUCUGUUGAGGAGCCUGUGCUAGCCUUUGGUGAUGACACAAAAGCAAGAAUGGCAACUGUGACUGUAUUUACAAUUGCCAAUAGGUAUGGUGAUUACAUUCGCACAGGUUGGAGAAAUAUUCUGGACUGCAUCUUAAGAUUACACAAGCUUGGCCUUCUUCCAGCUCGUGUGGCCAGUGAUGCAGCCGAUGAGUCGGAGUUUUCAGCUGACACAGGGCCUGGGAAGCCUAUAACAAAUUCUCUCUCUUCUGUUCAUGUAUCUUCCAUAGGUACUCCUAGGAGAUCCUCUGGAUUGAUGGGUCGGUUUAGUCAGCUCUUAUCUCUUGAGACAGAGGAGCCAAGAUCGCAGCCUACUGAACAACAACUUGCUGCUCAUCAACGCACCCUUCAGACAAUUCAAAAGUGCCAUAUUGACAGCAUAUUUACCGAGAGCAAGUUUCUGCAGGCUGAAUCCCUCUUACAGCUUGCACGCGCACUGAAUUGGGCUGCAGGACGACCCCAGAAAGGGAAUAGCUCUCCUGAGGACGAGGAUACUGCAGUUUUCUGUUUGGAGUUGCUGAUUGCUAUUACCCUAAAUAAUAGGGAUAGGAUUGAUCUUCUUUGGCAGGGAGUGUAUGAGCACAUAUCCAACAUUGUUCAGUCAACUGUGAUGCCUUGUGCUCUGGUAGAGAAGGCUGUUUUUGGACUUCUUCGGAUUUGCCAGCGGCUGCUUCCCUAUAAAGAGAACCUUGCUGAUGAUCUCUUGAAGUCCCUGCAGCUUGUCUUGAAGCUUGAUGCUCGGGUUGCUGAUGCUUACUGUGAGCAAAUUACACAGGAAGUCAGUCGCCUUGUGAAAGCAAAUGCCUCUCACAUCAGAUCCCAUGGGGGGUGGCGCACAAUUACAUCCUUACUCUCUAUCACAGCCCGGCACCCUGAAGCUUCUGAGUCUGGGUUUGACGCACUGUUCUUCAUUAUGUCAGAAGGAACCCACUUGUUGCCGACCAACUAUGCUCUCUGUGUUGAUGCUUCGAGGCAGUUUGCAGAAUCUCGCGUUGGGCAGGCAGAACGAUCUGUUUGUGCACUUGAUCUUAUAGCAGGUUCUGUUGAUUGUUUAGCAAGGUGGGCCCGUGAGGCUAAGCAAGCUGUGAACGAGGAUGAAGCGGUGAAAAUGUCUCUGGAUAUUGGGGAAAUGUGGUUCCGACUUGUUCAGGCACUAAGAAAAGUUUGUUUGGACAGAGAAGAUGUCAGGAAUCAUGCUUUGUCUUUGUUGCAGAAGUGCUUGACUGGAGUGGAUGGGAUCCCUCUUCCACAUGGUGUGUGGUUACAGUGCUUUGAUGUGGUGAUUUUCACAAUGCUUGACGACUUGCUUGAAAUUGCACAGGGACACUCCCAAAAGGACUACCGCAACAUGGAAGGCACACUUAUCCUUGCCAUGAAGCUCUUGUCCAAGGUGUUCUUACAGCUACUUCCUGGCCUAUCACAGUUAACAACCUUCUGCAAACUAUGGUUGGGUGUUCUCAGUCGAAUGGAAAAGUAUAUGAAGGUGAAAGUUAGAGGGAAAAAAAGUGAGAAGCUUCAGGACCAAGUACCCGAGCUACUUAAGAAUACCUUGCUUGUGAUGAAUUUAAAGGGAGUGCUCGUGCAAAGGAGCGCUCUAGGAGGAGAUAGCUUGUGGGAACUGACAUGGCUACAUGUCAAUAACAUUGCGCCAUCCUUGCAAUCUGAGGUUUUCCCUGAUCAAGGUUCAGAACAGUCCGCGACUAAGCUGGGUGAAAACGGAGGUCUAGUUUCUGAAGAAAAGGGUAAUGUACUUCCAACUGAAAUGGCCUCGACAGAAGUUUCUGGCACUGCAGAAACUGGCAGAAGACAUCUUUGAUUGUUUUCUGUAGAGCUGCUAGAUGUGGAUUAUUACAGAGGGUGCUGCUAUACAUACUGGUUGUUUGAAAAACCAAGCGGAUUGGUCGUUUCUUUGUACUCAUCUUCAUCUUCCUUCAACCGGUGUCCUCAACUUCGCCUCCGGAUACUUCUGUUGCAGUGUAUUCCCUGUCUAAAGCUAGCAUGUGUGUUUGGCCUCCUAGGCGGUUGCUAGUGAAUCCUUCUAUAUUUUGUACUGCCUUGUUCAUCAAUGUACAGAACUCGACGAUUGCUGCUUCUAACUAGAAUUUGUACUCGGCAUCUAAUCGUGCCAUGUUUGACAUAGUUUGGAGUUCUUGCAUCGCAAAUUGCCGACGUUUUGUUGCGAAAGUUGGUAUUUGCUGAUGCAUUGUUGAGCCUUGUGUAAGAGGAGCAUCCGAUUACAGGUUCAUGUGGUGUAAUAUAGUCUUCCCCCAUCAUGUUUGUCAUUUAACCUUUCAUCUUCUUCUUGUUCUCCCCCUCCAUCCACUUUUGGACCUUAAUGUAAUCAAUUUUGAAUUAAACUUUUGAUGCUUUCAGAAU
Messenger RNA from Malus domestica (apple), 5361 nucleotides. Its product is annotated as ARF guanine-nucleotide exchange factor GNOM-like. The record is from RefSeq and is a predicted model, not a curated record. Gene Ontology annotation, molecular function: guanyl-nucleotide exchange factor activity. Lineage: Eukaryota; Viridiplantae; Streptophyta; Magnoliopsida; Rosales; Rosaceae. Gene Ontology annotation, biological process: regulation of ARF protein signal transduction.